Molecule: messenger RNA, 1047 nt
Organism: Suillus bovinus
Lineage: Eukaryota; Fungi; Basidiomycota; Agaricomycetes; Boletales; Suillaceae
Exons: 1
Coding region: 1-1047 (348 amino acids)
Source: RefSeq, a predicted model, not a curated record
AUGCACCGGCUUCUACAGCCUCUUGUUGCAGCUGGGCGUGAAGGUGUUGACAUGGUCUGUGCAGAUGGGCGACUGCAACGAGUCCACCCAAUUCUUGCUGCCUAUGUUGCAGAUCAUCCUGAACAAUGCUUGAUUGCAUGCACGAAGGAAAGUUACUGUCCAAAGUGUCAUGUCCCCCGCGAUAGUCGUGGCAAACCCUUAACAUCACUCCUACGAGACCCAGACCGCACAUUAACAAUGUUAAAGCAACAAAAAACAGGAUGGCGGGUAGCUGCAUACACUUGUGAGGGUCUGCGUCCUGUAUAUCACCCCUUCUGGGCUGAUCUCCCUUUGGCCAACAUCUUUGCAUCUAUCACACCGGACAUCUUGCACCAAUUGCACAAGGGUGUAUUCCAUGACCAUCUAUUAAAAUGGUGUAUGGAGAUUGCAGGAGAAAGAGAAAUUGACGAAUGUUACCGCACCAUGACAAAUUACCCUGGCCUUCGCUACUUCUCACAGGGAAUUUCCCUUGUGUCUCAAUGGACAGGGACUGAACAUCAAGAAAUGCAGUGUGUCUUCAUGGGGGUCUUGGCUGGUGCUGUCCAACCAAAGGUAGCUCGAGCAGCCCGCGCCGUUCUCGAUUUUAUAUAUUAUGCACAGUUUCAUUCGCAUACUUUGCAGUCCCUGAAUGCUCUGCAAUCUGCACUAGAUGAAUUUUACGAACAUAAGCAUAUUUUUGUGGACCUUGGUGUAUGUGGAGACUUCAACAUACCUAAACUGCACUCAAUGGUUCACUACAUCAAAUCUAUCAAGUCCAGGGGUUCGGCUGAUGACUUCAAUACAGAGUUUCCUGAGCAGCUGCACAUAGACUUUGCAAAGGACGCAUACCAGGCAACAAAUUGGAAGGACUAUGUGGUCCAAAUGACAAGAUGGUUAGCAUGCCAAGAGGCCAUGGAUCAAUUUGAAGCUUACCUUGAUUGGAGGUUACAAAGAGAUGGUGUGGAUGAGAAAGAUGAGACUCAAACUGAUGGAGAUGAUGCGGAAGUAGAAGUUGGAGAUGUAACAUGA